CGAAAAUGCUGACAGACAUGAUUACGGAGGAAGAGUUCGAAGUCAAAGAGGAGGAACCGUGGUACGAUCAGCGGGACCUUGAGCGUGAUCUGCAUCUGGCUGCUGAACUGGGCAAGACCUUGCUCGAACGGAACCAUGAGCUGGAGGAGGGGCUUCAGCAGAUGUACUCCACCAAUCAGGAGCAGCAGCAGGAAAUAGAGUACCUGUCCAAGCAGGUGGACCUCUUGCGGCAGGUGAAUGAGACGCAUGCCAAGGUGUACGAGCAGCUGGAUGGGGCUGCUCGGGAGCUGGAGCUGGACCAUAAGAGGCUGGUCCAGGACAAGCGCACCGCCCAGCAGAGGAUCCAGAGACUGACAGAGACCAUCGAGGGCCUGCAGUCCCAUGUGGAGGACCUGCAGAGGCAGGUGGAGGAGCUCCAGGUGGUCUCGCCAGACCCGCAGAGCCGAGUGCAGGCUGAGCAGAGGUGCACCCUGGGAGCCCAAAGUGUGUGCUGUCUGAAGGAGCUGUACCACAGCCGGCGGGACAGAUGUGCAUCGCGUGACUGUGCCUGCGAAGGCGACGCCUGGUCGUCAAUGGACACAAGUCAGGUGGAGGAGGAGAACGGGGCCCUGAGGUGUUCGGUCCACACCCUGCAGAAGCAGCUGGGGGCGGAGUGGGCGCGGCGGGAGGAGGCGGAGCGGGAGGCGGAGCUGACGGCCCAGGAGAUCGCUGAGCUGGAGCAGCGGCUGGCAGAGCUGGAGGUCAGCCAUGGGCCAGGGCGUGUCAGGGAACUGGAGGCCGAGCUGGAGGAGCUGAGGCGCAUGUGGCGCUCUGAAUCAGCCAGCUCCAGGAAGGUGGAUGCCCAGCCGCCUGACUCAGUAUUCUUCCACGGGGACGAGGGGGCGGGGCACGAGGAAGCAGAGGAGGGGACCGAGGCAGAGCUGGAAGCAGGGCCAGAAUGGAGUGGGCGGGGCCUGAAGGGACUGCUUAAGAGCCCCAGCGCAGAUGAGAUCCGGAGGGGCCACGAGCUCACCUGCAUCCGCCGCGCCCGGGCCGCGAAGCAGCGCGGCAUGUCCCUGCUCAACGAGGUGGACGCCCAGUACAGCGCCCUGCAGGCCCGCUACGAGGAGCUGCUGCGCCGCUGCCAGCAGGGGGCGGACAGACAGAACCACAAGGCGGUGCAGACCCCAGUGGCCCAGGCCUACGCCCGCCAACACCGGCACUCUGCCUCCACAUCACCUGCCCACCCCCACUGCCCCGGUGAGGAGGACGCCCAGCAGCCUGAAUACAGGGCCCUCUUCCAGGAGAUCUUCACCUGCAUCCAGAAGACCAGAGAGGACCUGAGUCAGGCACAGUAA
Molecule: messenger RNA, 1337 nt
Organism: Megalops cyprinoides (Indo-Pacific tarpon)
Lineage: Eukaryota; Metazoa; Chordata; Actinopteri; Elopiformes; Megalopidae
Product: cerebellar degeneration-related protein 2-like
Exons: 5
Coding region: 6-1337 (443 amino acids)
Source: RefSeq, a predicted model, not a curated record